CUUUAAUCUCUUAUCAACCCCUGGACCCUGGUUGUUCCCUGCAUAUGCAGAUGUAGAUGCAAUUUUAAGUGCCGAGAUCCCACCCCGGGUAUGAGGCGUUUAAGUUCGCGUUUAAAUUCGCAUUCAAGUGCCGUGUCUGUGCUGAACAAAUAAAUCAUUUGCCUUGGUGUUCCCCCACAAUCCGGCGACCUGUAAAAGCCAACGUCAUGCAUACAAAAAAAACGCUAAGCAACUGCACUCUGACUGACCCAUGGCCACAGAGCAAGAAAAACGGGGUAGCGAUUAUUUCCAAAGGCGCAAAUUAAAACCUCAAGCCUCCCUCCGCUCCAGUACCAACGAGGAAGAUGGUGGUGGGCUGCUGAUAGGUCGCCCUAUACGAAACUGCGAAACUGCCGAUUCUGCAAUGGCCCUGAAAGUGAUCAUCGUAGGUGCCGGGCUGGCAGGCUCCCUCCUUGCCAAUGGACUCCUCAACAAUGACAUAGAUUUCGUCCUAUAUGAGUCGGAUGAGCAAAGCUCGAACCGUGAAGGGUAUCAGAUUCGCCUAGGAAGUCCCGCACUGGCAGGCUUCAACGCCUGCCUGCCCCCCGAAGACAAAGACGCCCUGAUUGCUAAAUUUGGCCGGUCUGGAGGCAUGAUAUCCUCGGCGCCAAUAUUAUAUAACACACGCUUUAAAGUCUUGUUGGACCUUACCAAGUUUCCCGCCUAUACCAAGUCGGCGCCUAUCAACCGGGUUAUUCUCCGUGAUUUCUUUCGCAAAGGACUUGAUGUGGCAGAAAAAAUCCAGUACGGAAAGCAGUUUAAAGAGUAUCGGGUCAUUCCAUCAGAGGACGGCUUGAGUAAAGUCGAGGUCCUAUUUGAAGACGGGUCGCUAGAUGUUUGUGACCUUCUAAUCUCUGCCGAGGGAAGCCGCUCGAGGGUCAAUCACCAAAUUGGGCUGGAUAACAUUGUGCAAUUAACCGACAAAUGGCGAUUUCUGGCCAAGGGUCCUCUAUCAACGGAGAAGUUGAAAAGCUUGCCGCCAGAAAUCAAGAAGGGGCCAAUUACAGUACUCAAAGAUGGAUUAAUAUUGUUUUUUUCCGCAUAUCUGCCAGCGCCAAAAAAUAGUACUCCGCCAGGAAAUCCAGAUGAACAAGGAGGCAAAGAGCAUGAGACUAUUUCAGACGGUGCUAGCUUAUUCUGGAGUUUGUCUGUGCCAUCUGAAAGGGUCCAAAAAGCAGGAGAUGCAGCGUUUCAGGAUAGGCUUGCCUUCUGCAUCGAACAAUUGAAAGACUGGGAUUCAGGAUUCCAUGAGAUGCUGAAGGCCACCGAUGACACAUAUAUUCAUGUAUUCCAAGCUCGCGCGAGUGAAAUGCCUAAAAAGACCUGGCGUGUCGACCAACGAGCAGCCUCGAAAGGUAACCCAGCAGUUGGACACAGUCAUGUGUGGCUCAUUGGCGAUGCCAUUCAUCCUAUGCUUCCAUCGCGGGGUAUGGGUGGAAACCAAGCGAUGCGCGACACGGCUGAUGCACUACCGAUUAUCCUCCAGUUAGCCAAAAAGUCGGCACAUAGCGGACUUUCAGAUGUUGACUUUGAGAAAGCGGUCCUCGACUAUGAGUCCCUCAUGAUGUCCCGUGCGUUUGGCUGGGUCAAAGCCAGCGGGGGUACGAGUGGAGAGAUGGUUGAGCCUGAAAGCAUCAAAGGUAAAAUCCUACUUCUCUUUGCUGCUGGUGUUCUUCAUAUUGUCCAUGUCUUUUUCCUCAUCCGUACUGCGUUCGGGUAUCGACCAAAAGAUGACGCCCCAGAGCUACUAGACUAGCCACCGGCCAAUUCUUCAAUACACAUGUUAGAAUGCAUUGUAGAAUUAGUUCAAUUACAAAUGCGCUCUGUUUUACUUAACAAACAAUUUUUUUUUA
Molecule: messenger RNA, 1892 nt
Organism: Talaromyces proteolyticus
Lineage: Eukaryota; Fungi; Ascomycota; Eurotiomycetes; Eurotiales; Trichocomaceae
Exons: 6
Coding region: 251-1795 (514 amino acids)
Molecular function (GO): FAD binding
Source: RefSeq, a predicted model, not a curated record